AUGUUUGCCAACAAGCACGGGUUCAACUCCGUCCUGAAGGAUGGAUACCGUAUCGUGAAGAACAACGAGGAUGCAAUUCUGAAGAAUAUCGAGGCGUGCAAGGAAAUCUGUGGGAUUAUCCAGACGUCUCUUGGACCCAAGAGCAUGAACAAGCUAAUCAUUAAUCACAUCAACAAGAAGGUGGUCUCCAGUGACUGUAUCACUAUCCUGAAGGACCUGGAGAUAAACCACCCGGUGGUUAACAUUCUGAAAAAGUUAUCCGAGACGAUGAACUAUGAGUAUGGAGAUUUCACCAACUAUGUUUUUACCCUAGCGACAGAGAUGUUGGAUAAAGCUAGCCACCUUAUUCAGCAGGGAUUCAACAUCAAUGAUAUUUUAACUGGGUUCAUUUUAGGAUACAAAGAAAUUGAAAGAAUCCUUUCGUCCGAAUUGGUUGCCUACAAAAUGGAAAACUUCUCCGAUGAAAAGGAAAUUAAAAAGGUUAUUAAAUCUGUUAUGGUUACUAAGAAUCUUACGAACAACUUCGAUUUUAUCACCACUCUGUUAGCUCAAUGUAUAGCCACGUUAAUGCCUGAAGAGAAGGUGGACCUUUUCGAUGUAGAUAAUAUUAGAAUAUCGAAACUGAACGGAGGAAACUUAAUUGAUUCUCAGUUUAUCAUGGGGAUGGUAAUAACUAGAGACACACAUGGAAUCGUUAAGAGGAAAGAAAAUGCCAACGUCAUUGUACUCAACUGUGGGUUGGAAGCAGCGACGACGGAAACGAAAGGAACAGUGCUACUGAACAAUGCACAGGAGUUACUGAACUUCACCAAAGGGGAAGAAGACCAAAUGAAGAAAAUUAUUUCAAAUAUAAAAAAGGAAGGAGUUGAUGUGAUCAUUGUUAAUGGAGCCAUCUCUGAUAUUGCACAACAUUUCUGUGAUGCAGAAGAAAUCAUGACAUUGAAAAUUCCCUCCAAGUUUGAGACCUUACGAUUAUGUAAGCUCCUUAACAUAACCUCCCUCGUCAAGUUAGGUGUCCCGAAACCGGAAGAAAUCGGAAAGGCUUCCUCAAUAUAUGUGUCCGAAAUUGCCUCCAAAAAAGUAACCAUCAUUAAUUCGAUGAAUAAGAAGGUUAGUACUAUUAUACUCAGGGGGGCUACUUAUAACCUACUGGAUGAGGUCGAACGGUGCAUCCAUGACGGGAUCAAUGCUAUAAAGAACGCUAUCAAGGGGAACACCUUUGUCUAUGGUGGCGGUUGUAUUGAGGUUCAGCUAUGUGAGCGACUUAAAAAAUACGCUCAUCAGUUAAAGGGAGUGCACAACUAUAGCGUUAAAGUUUUUGCAGAAUCCUUCCUGGUCGUCCCACGAAUCCUGGCGACCAACUGUGGGUAUAACAGCACAGAUGUCCUGAACCAACUCAUUAAUGAACACAACAAGGGAAACACAGAUGUGUGUGUAAACAUAAACAAGGAUUCCUUCAUCACCUCUGCCAAGGAUAACUGCAUUUAUGAUAACCUCAAGUGCAAGAAGUAUGCGAUCGAUUUGGCUAUGGACGCUCUGCAGACAAUCCUCAAGAUCGACCAAAUUAUUCUGGCCAAACCUGCCGGCGGUCCUAAACCGCGCGACAAGAAUCCGGACUACGAUGACGCUUUUUAG
Plasmodium knowlesi strain H is the source of this 1635-nucleotide messenger RNA. Its product is annotated as T-complex protein 1 subunit theta, putative. Gene Ontology annotation, molecular function: ATP-dependent protein folding chaperone; ATP binding; ATP hydrolysis activity. Gene Ontology annotation, biological process: protein folding. The record is from RefSeq and is a predicted model, not a curated record. The transcript is spliced from 2 exons. The coding region runs from base 1 to 1635 and encodes 544 amino acids. Lineage: Eukaryota; Apicomplexa; Aconoidasida; Haemosporida; Plasmodiidae. Gene Ontology annotation, cellular component: chaperonin-containing T-complex.